This is a messenger RNA of Durusdinium trenchii, 8160 nucleotides long. The record is from the annotation of a GenBank genome assembly. Lineage: Eukaryota; Dinophyceae; Suessiales; Symbiodiniaceae.
AUGGACGCACGAAGUCAGGUGGAGAACGUCUUGCAGUCCUGGCUGGGUGGAGAACGUCAGUUGGAUCGGGACAGUUGCAUCACGAUCCUUCAGGCCGUCAGCUUGACCUUGCCGGAGGCCAAUGCCAUUGUCAAGGACUUUGGUGCAGAGCGCUCACAGAUCAGUUUGAAGGACUUCUUAGACAUCUUUUUCCCUCGUCAGGAACCUCUCGAUAUGGCGACCCCGAGUGCUGCUGAAAACGGCGAGGUAGUGACUUCGCUGGAUGAUAGCUUGCAGGCAGACAAUGAGAUGCUGAAGAGGGAACUGCAAGAAACACAGGCAAACAAUGAAAGACUCAAGAAGCAACUACAGGAAGAUCACAAGCAGGUCCUGUUCAUGAUCGAGGUCGACAAGGCGAGCGGAGAGCGAUUAGGCAUUGUUCUCAAGAAAGAGGACCACCGACCUUUUCGAGUGAAGGACAUCAAGGACGGAUUGGUCCAGAAGUGGAACUUGAAGCACCCGGAUAAGGCGGUGAGGCUGGGAGAUUGGAUCGUGGAAGUGAACGGCCUUCGGGAUGUGGAACAGAUUACGAUGGAGUGCCAGAGAGACCAGGUCCUCACGAUCUGUGUGCAGCGGCCCUUGGGAGAGCAAGACUUAGAGGACGGCACGGCGAACGGCGGCGGUUGGGCGACCAGUGCUCCGCAGGGCGAGGAUGAAGCUUUGGUGGACGAGAGCCUUCAGGCAGAGAAUGGGAGGCUGAAGAAAGCACUGCGGGAAGCACAGGCCGAACAUGAGAGACUGUUGGAAGCUAAAAUGCAGGCUGAGGAAAGCCACGAGGUGGAAGAGGUUCAUCGGCACGGUGCUCACGUCACACUUUACAUCACGCUCAAGGAUCAGCCUGCAGUGACGGCUGAUACAGCUGAUAUUGCAUACCAUGGACACAUUCGAGAAGGCGCAACACGAUGCGUCAUCUCGUUUCCUGGGAAGUAUCCAUCCGGAUGGGACGCACUCAUCAAAGAGCAUCAUGACGGCAGCGUUGGCUGCGUUUUUCUGUGCACCCCGGAAGAUGGCCUUGGAAAACAUGCGCAAGACCCUGAUGCAGAAGAGGGCACUUGCUACUGCAAAGCCAUCUAUGGAGAGCGAGGUUGGAAGGAGUUUGGCUACCUCAAGGUUCUAAGGUGCCCUUACACGAAGGAAAAGAUGCUGAAGGAGCAGGAGAAAGCAGCAGCAAUGGGUAUAGUUGUUGUUGGAGAAGAUGCUAGUCCAGAAGAACGGAAGAAGGCUGAACAAGAAGCUGAGCAGAAGUACGAGGAGAAUCAGAGAAGAGCACCUUGGGGUUGUUUAUGGUUUAAAGUUUGGAUGGGCAAUGGUACCUACGCCACCGAGAAGAAGCAGAAACUGCAGGUGGUGUACUUUGCAGGGCAGAGAGGCGAGGGCAAGGUGGAGUGGGAACAACUGCCCACUGCCGAUCUGUGGGACGGACAUGGUCUGGGUGGGUCUCAAAAAGCUGAAGUGGCCUACCUGGACAAGAUGAGGCAGAAGGAUCCAGCAUGGGAUUAUGAAGAAAUCGAUGUGGCUCGGUUCUUGCAGAGUGAGUUUCAGCUUGGAAAAGACGUUGAUGCCUUUGACCACGAGAGAUGCCAGUGGCGCAGAGGGUGGUUGGUGCAAGUUCCUGACAUGAGCGAAAACGACGAGCUCACAUGGAUGGUCCAGUGCCAUGAAGAGCAGCAGAGAUUUAAGUCUGCACAUGUGCGUCACACCACAGAUCCGAUCCACAAACUAGUGACCAGUGUGGCAGAGCAGCGAUUCUUGCAGGGCAUUCUGAAGCAAGCCUUGCCUGGGAAUGUGCGCGUUGUGUUGGUCUCUGAAACGAGGCUGCUCAACGGAGAUGCUGCUCUGGCAGUGGACGUUCAUGUGCCACAUGUCAAGGCCAUCCAUGUACUUCGAGACCAGGUCCUGGCCGGUGACUCUGAAGCGUGGCUCAAUUGGUCUCUGUCAAAUGUGCACGGUGGCCAAUUCCAAGUGCAAGUGGACAAGACCGAAUUCUUUAAGCACUACGAGAAGAGCCUGCUGACCCUUUCAGAAUUGACCUCGCAUCAAAAAGCCAAGCUGGCCCAACUGCACAGGUUGGAGAGUAAAGAGGUGCAUCUAUCGGCUCCCGCAGGCGCAGGUAAGACUUUUGUCGCGGUGCAAUUCGCGCUGGACAAAGUGUAUGAAGACGAAUCUCAAGAGCCGAUCCUCUACGUUGCUCCUCGACCUUGCUUGGGACUGCAUUUUGUUCAGUGGUUGAUUGCAAGACAUGAAUCGUUGGAAGCCCAAGGUGGGCUUGAGAUGAAGAUUGAGGAUUUGCUUGCCAGGAUCGUGCUGAUGCACAGACCAUACGAGGAGUAUGUCAAGUUAGUUCUACAAGGAAAUUGUUUGAUCGAGAAUAGACUUGAUGCCGCUCCAGACUUUGCACUGGCCAUCUUUGACGAGGCACAUGAGCUCUUCACAUCAGAUAGGAUGAGCAUGAUUUACAAAGAUGUGCGCGCUGGUCAGAAGCUGCUACUGUCCGACAUCUCUCAAUCUGCUGCUUUGCAUCCUUCUUUCCCCAAGACCCAACACACCAUGAGCCUUCAAGAAGUGGUGAGGAGCACCAAGCGCAUCGUUGCAGCUGCGCUAGCAUUCGAAGUGGAACACGAUGAAGGUGUGACCACCAGCUGCUGCGGAACCAACGGCCCACCCCUCAAAACCUUCAUGUUUGAGGCGGCUGAUCGGUCGGAGGACGGUCGGCUGCUUGCGCAAUACAGUCGGUCCACCAUCCGAGCGAUGUGUCAUGUUCUCCGCACGUACCCCUGCUUGAGAAGCUGGCACCGGCGGAUCGCCAUCAUUGUGCCACAUGAGGAGUUCCGUGAGAAGUUCAAGCCGAUGCUUCAAGAGGAACUCCAUUCGACCUUCACGGCCCAUUCGAGACUUCAGCUGAAAUCCUUUGAGGAAUCCUUGCGCUACUUACAGUCGAACAACGGAAGACCCACAGAGGAUGAAGUCCUGGUUUUGGAUACGAUUGAAGAAGCACGCGGACAAGAGAUGAUGAUUGUGAUUUGCGUUGGCCUGGAUGAGGAAAUUCAUGCUAGGGCUGAUACUCUUUUGACUCGGGCCCGGAUCUACCAAGGUAUCACCAGAGCACAGCUCAUGGCUAUCGUCGUAGACAAGCUCGUAGAAGGAGGAUGGCUUCAAUUUCUUGCUACCCUCAAGUUCAACAACCAGGAGUUCAAGCAAAAGUUGGCUUUUGGUGAGGUAAGCCCCAAGGCUGCAAGCAACAUCAUCAAAAAGCGAGGAGAGACCGAGUGUUCUCCAGCGGUCCAGGAGCAUGGUGGCCCUGAUCUGACCCAGUCCGAAAUGAGCGCCGAGCACGGUGAGAGCCAUGAUGUGGCGGAGGAACAUGGUGAAGAAGCUUGGAGCAAGACGACGACACAGGAUCAAGAAGACGAGCAAUUUGAGACAUCCGUGUGGGAUACCGACAGCAAUGAGAUCAGCGCCCGCCGGCGAAGCCAACGACUUCUCUUCGACCCGCGCAUGCAGGAGUCGCUGGCGAGUCAGUUUAUCACUUACCAGGAUGGAUCAACAUACACUGGUAGUGUCAAGGAUGGACGACGUCAUGGACACGGUAUAUGGGAGAACAGCCAAGAUUCCUAUGAGGGGCAGUGGAAGGCCGAUCUGCAGCACGGCCACGGGCGUCAAAUGUGGAACGAUGGACGUGUCUACGAAGGACAUUUCAAGCAUGGCAAGUUUGGCGGACAGGGCAGGAUGGUCUGGCGUACUGCGAGGGGCAUGCUGGUCUAUGAGGGUCAGUACAAGGAUGAUAAAAAGCACGGCAAGGGCAAGUUUACUUGGGCCGAUGGCCGCUUCUACGACGGCGAGUGGAGAGAGGGCCAGCGGCAUGGUCACGGUAUCUACUGCAACGUCCAGGGUGAGAGCCGAGCCUCGAGCCCUCCUGUGGUGAACUCAGCGGUGGAGGCCAAGGCCUCGCGGCGGGGCUGUUGCAGCAAAGGCCCAAGAGGGGCCGUGGCGGAUUCGGAUGAACUCUUCCAGCUCAUCAAAGAUAUUGACUGGUCGCAGAAGAAGCCCGUGCUCACACGGGAGGUGACCAUUGGGCAAGAUCGAUGGGAGCGCGGCAGCAUCUUGAUGAGCGUGGGCGACCCGGGUGGACCGCAGGAGAUUCGCCUGCGAGGAGGACGGAACCGAGAGAUCAUGAAGAAGGCCCUUCAGGAAUGCCUCGAUGCAGACCGACCGGUGUGGGUCGGUUUGAAGCGCUUCCGCGUGGGCAUGCCCUGGUGUGUGGUGCUCCGCUGUCCCUGCCUGGUCAUCUCCGUGACCUUGGUGGGCGUCCUGAGCCUCAUCGGGAUCAGUGUGACAUCGGCAUCCAUCUUCCUCAACACGAACUUCGACUCCUUCAUGGACUCGGACAGUGCCGCGUCCCUGAACUUUAAGUCCAUCCUACAGGCCAUCCUGGAUGCCCGUGAAGAGCGCGCCGGUCGGCGGCUCUCCAGUGGAGGACCUACAGUGAUGGCUUCAGGGCUGGUCUUAGAGGAUGGCACUCCUGCGGUUCGAAGACUCCAGUCCGGCUUGAGAUUGUACAAAACCUAUACCUUUCAGCUCACCUAUGCUCGCAGAAACGGUGGCAACAUGAUGAGUGAAGGAGAUUUCGCGUUCAUCAGGAGUGUCGAGGCAGCGGUCAAGUCUUUGCCGGACUUUCGACUACUUUGUGACACGUCGGAGCCGAAGUUCUUGAAUCACUGCAAUCCUGGGAUCUCAAUGGCCAAUUUCGUGUUCCCUUUCCAAGUGCCUGACGGCGCGGACGCGCGACUCUACCUCAACGGCAGCGGCACGAGCGCGGUGCCUUUGGCGGUGGCCGUGGCCCUCGCUCGAGAGGAGGGGCUCACGGACGUCGUGUGGCCCGAGGAGGUCGGCAGCGAGGUGCAAAUCGUGGGUGUGAGAGCUUGUGGCGAUGUGAUUUCCAACUGCGCGACGUGGAAGGAUCAAUGUCUUCAAGGUGCAGAGCAUCAGGCCUACAUGCAGGACUUCUGCAAAGCUACCUGUGGCAUUUGUGACAAAGCGGUGCCGGAGGCCGAAGUGUCAGCCGCAGUGGCUGAGGAGGUCAAUGCCAUGAGAUCCUACUUCACACUGCAAGCGUUUUGCUGCACUUCAGGCCAAAGCGGUCAAGGCGCAAGAGUGCAGGAGAUGGACAGCACUUGGAAUCGCUUUGUGGCUGAUUUGGUCACCCUGGUGAACGAGAAGAACCAAUUGGGACAAGUUCGAGUGUUCUAUCAGGGCAAUGGUAUCGACACCUUCGAGAGCUUGGCAGCGGUCGCCAGUGAUAUCAAGUUUGCCAUCAUGUCCUAUUCUUUUGUGCUGAUCUAUGCCACCUUGCACACGCGAAGCCCUUUCCUGGCCAUGGUGGGACUGUUCCUCGUGAUGUUAUCCAUCCCCGCGGCUUUGGCAAUUUUCAUUCUCACCAGCGGUAGCGGAGAGAUCUCGUUGAUGAUGUGUCUCUCGGUCUUCAUUGUCGUGGGUGUGGGCUCCGACAUGCUCUUUGUCUACACGGACUUCUACAAGCAAUCCUUGAAGUUCUCCAGAGAGCCAGUCGACAGGCUGAAAUUCACAUACCUCCAGGCGGCCUCUUCCACCGCUGCCACCACCUUUACCACGGCCAUGUCGUUCUUCGCCAACUUGGCCUCGGUCUUGCGACCUCUCAGAGAAUUCGGCUUCUUCAUGGGCAUUUGUGUCACACUAGCGUGGCUGAUCGUUUUCCUCGCCUAUCCAUCCACGUUGGUUCUUGGUGAGCGUUUGCACACUUGCUGCAGGCGAUGCAUUUUAGCACAAGCGAAGCCGGCUCCGCGGCGUGUGUCGGUAGCUCGUUCAGCCCAGCGCAAGAGCAUGGUGAUGUUGGCUGAAGCCUUGGAUCCGGAGAAGAAAGGCGUGGGAGCGGCUCAAGGCAGCUGCUUGGGCGACUACAUGGCCACGUUCAUCGAAAGGUUCAAAUAUCCACUGGUGUUGAUCUUCUUGAUCAUCACGGCCAUUCAAGGCUAUUUGGCCGUGUCCAACAUGACACAAGCCACUGGAAUUCCUCAGACCUUCCCCGACUGGCACAACCAGGAGGCAGGCAAGGAAUACAAUGGCCUUUUUGGCUCCUUCGAAUGGCGCAAGAUCACAGUGGAUACUUAUCCAAGCUAUGCAUUGAAAUGUGCAAAUCUCUUUCGCUCCUGCCAAUUCCACCGCUGUGAAACACACGGUCAACGCCUCGGCAAUCUCUCGAGUUGCAAAUGCGUCCCGCACUUGUCCGCUGAACCUUCUGCCAAUGACGGCUGUGGUCACUAUCGUGUCAAGAGUCGCGUGGUGGGGCGAGAUGGCCUGGAGACCGGGCACUUCCUUCUGGAGGAUUUGGAAGCUUCACUGCGCAGUCGAUUUCCCAACAGGGAGCUGCAAUUCAUCGGAUCCAGUAUCAAGUCAUCGGUGCUGGAAACCUACCACUGGGACAGUGGCGAGGAAGAUUUGCGCGUGAUGCUCCAGGUGCCAGAUGCGAGGCUGUUGGGCAACGGAAGCGGCACAUGCGUCCUCCAAGAGAUUUGCUACUGCGGUGUGCAGCCCUGUGAGGGAUCUAGCGCAGGAGUCUCUUCCAACCACCUUCGCUUGGACGGCGCUAGUAGCGCCGUCGCACGCCGGUUGGCAACCACGACCACGCCCGAGCCGUUGCUGCCGCCGGAAGUGCGGGCAGACGUCUUGGUGGUCUUCGGCCUGGUGGUUACCGGGAGUAAUCGCCUCAUUGGAGUCUCCACUGAACAGCCUUAUGGAUUUUCCACGGAUUUUCGCCCUGAAGAUCCCUGGGCGCAGCGGCAAAGUUUGAGUCUUUGCACCAACCAUCCAGAGGAGCUGAAGAUCAUCAGCAUGCAUUGCUGGUUGGUGGGUUUUCGAGAUUGGUGGGUGAACAUGCGCAACGAAGAGUGGCCCGUCCGCCUCAGCAAGAACUUCCAUGGUGAAGCUUGGUGGUACGCCAACAACAUGAGGACGGGCAACCUCGAAACAUCAAGCUUCCUGUGGUUCGAAGACGAGAAGCUCAUUGCCAUGUACUUCCAGUGCUUCCUCAAUGUGAAUCGCUUGGCGGGUUCCUCGGUGGGAUUGGAGGCCAUGCAGAACUGGGAUCGCUUCAUGGCAGCUUUCAACAGCCAAGCGGACGCAUCCAUUAAGGGCGCUUGGCACGCUUCCAAGCUCUGGAGCGUGAGUGAAGCAGAGAAGGUGAUUUUGGACAGCACGUUGAUCACGCUUUGCAUCUCCUUGGGUUGCGUGUUUCUGGGAGUGCUGGUCUUCACACGAAGCACGCACCUGGCCAUCAUCGUGAUGACCAUCGUGCUGACCAUCGUUGUGGGUUUGCUCUUCUUCAUGGUCAUUAUCAUGGGUUGGGCGAUCGGUGCCAUCGAAGUCCUGUCCCUGAUCGUCUUUGUGGGUUUUGCGGUGGAUUAUUGUCUCCAUUUGUCCCACAAAUACCACUCCUGCCACAUCACCGAUGUCGAGGAGAAGGAAGAAGAGGAGGUGGAAGAGGAAGAGGUCCAAGACCACGAAACCAUGGCACAACGCUUUGGCAGGAAGAGUAUCAUGGCUGCCGCGGUGGGGAAGACGGGGCGCCGCGUGAGCAUGAAGGUGUCGGAUGCUCCAGCAGCAAAGGCCACCUGCGAGAAGAACAAGAAAGUCUUGUCGAAGAAUCGGAGUGCUGAACGCUUCGAGCGCUCGAGAUAUGCUUUAGAGCGGAUUGGUGGCUCCAUUGUUGGCUCUGCACUCACCACCAUUGGCUGUGCAUGUUUCCUGCUGCCCUGCACGAUGCACAUCUUCUUCAAGCUUGGUGCCGUGGUCUGUGGCGUGACGAUCUAUGCCGUGAUCUUCUCAUUGAUUCCUUUGCCGGCUGUUCUCAUGUGCUUUGGACCAUGCGGUCACGACUUUCGAUCCAUCCUCGAGCUUUUGGGGCGCGCAGCGAACACCAUCAUGCCGGAAGAUGAAGAGGAGGAAGAGGAGGAGGAGCCAAUGCAAGCAGUGGCACCGGAGGUCCAGGAACGGCGCUACGUGCUGAGCAUGCCAAGUAAGGGGAUGGGACAGUUUGGAGACACCUCGCAGUUUCAACCAACUCGUAGCAGAAUUGAGAUUCAUGGUUGA